CCCACAUGGGUACGUGUGCGACGAGGGCGUGCAGACGUCAGGCAUUAGGGCGUCUUGCUCACCAGCUUCCUCGUGGAGGUUCUGCCACCUCCUAGCCUGGCCAGGCUGCAGCUGUCACAGGGAGACUAACCGGCACCAAACAGAGAGGUUGUUGGCUCCAGGUCUCCAAGGCAACCAAGAGGCAGGCUCUGUUGUGACGAUGUAAGUCGCCAUGGGGCUCAGUGAUGGGGAAUGGCAGCUGGUGCUGAAUGUCUGGGGGAAGGUGGAGGCUGAUCUUGCCGGCCAUGGACAGGAAGUCCUCAUCAGGCUGUUCAAGACUCACCCCGAAACCCUGGAGAAGUUUGACAAGUUCAAGAACCUGAAGUCAGAAGAUGAGAUGAAGGGUUCAGACGACCUGAAGAAGCAUGGCUGCACCGUGCUCACAGCCCUGGGUGGCAUCCUGAAGAAGAAGGGGCAGCACGCUUCGGAGAUCCAGCCCCUGGCCCAGUCACACGCCACCAAACACAAGAUUCCCGUCAAGUACCUGGAGUUUAUCUCAGAAAUCAUCAUCCAGGUCCUGCAGAGCAAGCAUCCCGGGGACUUUGGAGCAGACGCUCAGGGCGCCAUGAGCAAGGCCCUGGAGCUCUUCCGGAAUGACAUUGCCGCCAAGUACAAGGAGCUGGGCUUCCAGGGCUAAGUCACCCGCUCCCACUGCCCAGCCCACCCACUGGCACCCAGUGCCAUGUAGCGAGUAGAGUACGCCAUGCCCUAGGUUAGCAGAGAGCAAAAGAGGGGAGCAUGGUGUGGCAUCCAGUGACCCCACCCAGUCGCCUGGGGACAGGGCUCUGGGUGGCAUCACCCAGGAACCCAGAGGUGCAGAGUGGCCUCUGCUUCCUCUGCUAGGUUGAGUCAUGCUCAAUUCUCCUGUCACCUAAGCCCCAACUCACUUCCUCCUGGAAGUUAGGAAAAUCCCUCUUCCGCUGUCACAUGUGACCCCAAAUCUAACUCACUGACUACCCGACCCUGACCUUUGAAUGAGGUCAAGGGUUGAUUAGAGGAGUGGAGGGUGGAAAAGGGGUCAGCGAGCAUCAGAAGAUUCCCGCUGCUCAGCUUCUGACCCACCUUGUUUCAAUAAAAUACCCUG
This is a messenger RNA of Psammomys obesus (fat sand rat), 1123 nucleotides long. It is a transcript of the gene Mb, whose product is annotated as myoglobin. Gene Ontology annotation, cellular component: extracellular exosome. Gene Ontology annotation, biological process: oxygen transport. NCBI's taxonomy places the organism in Eukaryota, Metazoa, Chordata, Mammalia, Rodentia, Muridae. The coding region runs from base 212 to 676 and encodes 154 amino acids. The transcript is spliced from 4 exons. Gene Ontology annotation, molecular function: heme binding; oxygen binding. The record is from RefSeq and is a predicted model, not a curated record.